Trichoderma reesei QM6a is the source of this 815-nucleotide messenger RNA. RefSeq lists its product as uncharacterized. Gene Ontology annotation, cellular component: Golgi membrane. The transcript has 5 exons. Lineage: Eukaryota; Fungi; Ascomycota; Sordariomycetes; Hypocreales; Hypocreaceae. Gene Ontology annotation, biological process: vesicle-mediated transport. The record is from RefSeq and is a predicted model, not a curated record. Bases 215 to 607 code for a protein of 130 amino acids.
GUCUCCCUUGAAUCGACAAUAGAACGACGUCCCCAAUUCAUCAAGUGCCUCUUCUCUUCGACUUUUGUUACCAGACAGAGCUGCUUUCCUAGAGCGCACGCGCGACGAUCCCCUCUUUGGCGAGACUCGAAAUCCACGCAUUUGCGACAACUCCCGUCUUCCUUGAUAUUGGCUCUUGGGUCGUUUAACAAUAUCAGUCCCUCAAUAUAUAGCCAUGGAACUUUCCGACAUCUUCCGCAUUGUUAACCUGGCCGUGGCCGGUAUCACGGUUUUGGGAGGUGUUUUCCACAUCUUUCCCGUUGGCUUCCAGAACCUAAUCCUCGGCAUCUACAUGAUUGUCUUUGGCCUUGCUAUUGCCCUGCUAGAAUUCCAAAUCCCCCCUCAGGUCUCGAGAUAUGCCAACUUCCUCUUUUCCUUCAUCGGCCGUGGUAUCUUCUACAUCCUCAUUGGAGGCCUUCUCCUCGGCAGCCAUGCUAUUAGUAAGAUUGCAGGUGGUGCUGUUGGCAUUAUUGGCAUCAGCUACGUCGCCCUCGAGUUCAUCCCCUCGAUCGAACCCCCGAGCAACAUGCGAGAGGCCGAGGUCGGCUGGGGCGCCGAGCAGGUCUAAGCAGACAAUUGCCAGCUUGAACGGGGUCAGACGGUAUACAGCUCUAUUGGGAUAGCGUUCUUCUUUCCUCGCGGCGUAGGAACACGAGGUCCAGAUGAAAUUGCAAGGUUGGCAUUACGGUGGAAAUCUCGCAAUGGGCGGGGAACGGAGAGUUACACGGGAGUCAUGUGUAUUAUGAGGGUUAUUGCGUUCGGCUGGAAACGGUGGA